This is a messenger RNA of Pipistrellus nathusii (Nathusius's pipistrelle), 918 nucleotides long. The record is from the annotation of a GenBank genome assembly. NCBI's taxonomy places the organism in Eukaryota, Metazoa, Chordata, Mammalia, Chiroptera, Vespertilionidae.
AUGGGCCACGCGCUGUGUAUCUGCUCGCCGGGAACUGUCACCAUUGACAAUAAGCGCUACCUCUUCAUCCAGAAACUGGGGGAGGGUGGGUUCAGCUAUGUGGACCUAGUGGAGGGGUUUCAUGAUGGACACUUCUACGCACUGAAGCGAAUCCUGUGUCACGAGCAGCAGGAUGUGGAGGAGGCCCAGCGAGAAGCAGAUAUGCAUCGCCUCUUCAAUCACCCCAACAUCCUUCGCCUCGUGGCUUACUGUCUGAAGGAGCGGGGCACAAAACAUGAGGCCUGGCUGCUACUACCUUACUUGAAGGGAGGUACGCUGUGGAAUGAGAUAGAAAGGCUGAAAGACAAAGGCAACUUCUUGACUGAAGAUGAAAUCCUUCAGCUGUUGCUGGGUAUCUGCAGGGGCCUUGAAGUCAUUCAUGCCCAGGGUUAUGCCCACAGGGAUCUGAAGCCCACCAAUAUCUUACUUGGAGAUGAGGGGCAGCCAGUUUUAAUGGACUUGGGUUCCAUGAAGCAAGCACGCAUCCAAGUGGAGAGCUCCCGCCAAGCUCUGGCCCUGCAGGACUGGGCAGCCCAGCGGUGCACCAUUUCCUACCGGGCCCCGGAGCUUUUCUCUGUGCAGAGCCAAUGUGUCAUCGAUGAGCGGACUGAUGUUUGGUCCCUAGGCUGUGUGCUAUAUGCUAUGAUGUUUGGGGAAGGCCCUUAUGACAUGGUGUUUCAGAAGGGUGACAGUGUGGCCCUGGCUGUACAGAACCAACUCAGCAUCCCACAGAGCCCCAGGCAUUCUUCAGCAUUGCGGCAGCUGCUGGCCUCGAUGAUGACUGUGGACCCCCUGCAGCGCCCUUAUAUUCCAUUCCUCCUCAGUCAGUUGGAGGCUCUGCAACCCCCAGCUCCAGGCCAGCACACUACCCAAAUCUGA